This is a messenger RNA of Anopheles bellator, 4798 nucleotides long. RefSeq names its product MPN domain-containing protein CG4751. The record is from RefSeq and is a predicted model, not a curated record. The transcript has 6 exons. Gene Ontology annotation, cellular component: BRISC complex; BRCA1-A complex. Gene Ontology annotation, biological process: double-strand break repair. The coding region runs from base 43 to 4794 and encodes 1583 amino acids. Gene Ontology annotation, molecular function: metallopeptidase activity; polyubiquitin modification-dependent protein binding. NCBI's taxonomy places the organism in Eukaryota, Metazoa, Arthropoda, Insecta, Diptera, Culicidae.
AGCAGAAGACUCCGCUUGAAGCUUCCCGGAAAGUGGAGAACCAUGUCAACAAAGGCCAGCGAAGAGGAAACGUCCUCCCAUCUGGACGAAAGCGAUAUUGGGGACGAGUUCAACGAUGAUGAUGUCGAGAAACUGGGAUACUUCCCCGGAAAGACCGUGACGCUGCAGAUGCUGCUCGGAGCGCACGUCCUCCAGCCGGGCAAGGGAGCGAUGACGAUCGAGUACCUGGGUCAAAAGUUCGUCGGAGAUCUGCUGGCGGACGGGAAGAUCAAAUCGCAGGAAACGGAAACCAUUUUCUGUUCGCCGAGCGCCUGGGCCAUCUACUGUAAGCGAAUCAUCAACCCGGACAAAAAGUCCGGCUGCGGCUGGGCGUCGGUGAAGUACAAGGGCCGAAAGCUGGACGCUUACAAAGCGGCCUACUAUCGCAAGCAGCAGAAGGAGCGUGAUCAGCAGAAGGAUGAUCUGCCGCCGGGCGAAGAACUGGCCGAAGAGACGGAAGAGGAUAAGACGGCGAUGGAGCCACCGCCGGUUCGGCGGAACAUUGUCGCUCACAACACGAUCAGCAAUCGCAACGUGAUGCACGACUCAAACACCUUGAUCGAGGCCGUGCCGUUCACGUCGCUCGGAAAGAUGCAACCGUUCCUGGUGACGGUCAGCACGUCCACGCUGCUCGUGAUGGACUUCCACUGCCAUCUGACCAACCACGAGGUGUGCGGGUACCUGGGCGGCACGUGGGACAUCAAUGCGCACAAUCUGUCCAUCACACACGCGUUCCCGUGCCGUAACACGCGACACGACCGUGAUAAGGCGGCCCUCUGCGAGCUACAGAUCCAGAAGCUGAUGAUCAAGAAGAACAUCAAUCUGGUCGGCUGGUACCAUUCCCAUCCACGGUUUCCGGUGCAGCCGACACUGCGCGAUUGCGACGCCCAGCUGGACUAUCAGAUCCGGAUGCGUGGCCCAACCGAAGCUUCGUACAUUCCCUGCAUCGGCUUCAUCUGCUCACCUUACGAUGAGCAGAACACGGCACUGGAGUCGAACGUAAUGUCGUUCUGGGUGACGCCACCGCCGGAAAAUCGUCCGGCCGAGUACGGUCGGCCCAUGCUGAUGACGUACACGCUCGUGCAGGACGAAUCACUGUCCGAGGACGUAAAGGAAGAGAUGAUGCUGACCGUCGAUUACUACAAGCAGUUCAAGCGGGAGCUAAUCAACUUCCAGUCGAUUUACGGGGCACGCGACGUACCGUACAUUGAGAAGCUGCGCCGCUCGCUGGCACCACGCUUUCCGCGCGAUUCCACCUCGGGACACUUUUGGAACUGGGUUCGCGAACUGCUGGGACUCGACCCGGAGGAGAUUCCGGAGGUGGCCGUGGUGACCGCUCCGGAACCACCGAUUGCACCGCUUCCCACGGCACCAACCACCGGAGCAGAACGGACGAAGUUGGGAGAAGAGCCCAGCUCGCUGCCACCGAUUGUCAAUUUGGUAAACAGCGCCGAGGAGGGUAGCAGCAUCACGAUGGAGACGAAGAAUGAGGACGAUUUCGAUUCCGAGAUGGGCGAUUCGGAUGUCAUUUCGCUGAAGGAUGAAGACGGCAAGGGACCGGCGGUCGGUGGGCCGGCGAUAGCAGUUCCUAGCCUUCAGGCCCAGCUGAAGCGUCCGUCCGGCUUGAACAUGACACCAUCUCCCCUGUCCAGCUCGCUCGUUGUGCUUCCAACAAACCUCAGUCAAACGGCGCCAGGUCAACCGCAGGGCGCGACCACUGCCGCCACGGCCCCUACCGCCACUAACCUCAGUAUGAACAUUAACAAUACGGCACCGAGCUCUGUGCCACCCAGUUCUGUGGCCACCAACAAUCAUCAGGUUCCGGCGGGUCACCACGGAUCACACGGUACCAUCACGGUGGCCGGAAGCUCCCUAAUGAACGCCACCAACACAUCGUCACCGCGCGACAGCCCCAUCACGAUCCCUUCGAACUCGGCCAGUCCGGCGAAGUUUGAGGUACCGGUCCGGGCGAGCCCGUCGCCUGCCAAGUCGGACACUUCGUCGUGCCGCAGCCGCACACGCAACUCGCCCGCCCCAAGCCCGGGCAAGUUAUCGAUUGGCGACAUUCUCGGUGGUGGCAGUAGCUCCGUCGGCGGUGGCGCUGGAGCCGGCAAUCGAAAUAGCCCUACGCUCAGCUCACUGAUUGGAGGAGGAGGCUCUGGCGCUGGUGCUGCUGGUGCGGCCAGUACCUCGAACAUCCACGACCUGUACGCGGCCACCUUUGCAUCGCUGGGCACGGCGCUGCCGGCGAACUUACUCUCGCAGGAGUAUGCCGCCCUGUUCGGUCAGGGACAGGGCGCAGGUCCAGGGUCCGGCGGUUCCGGUGGCAACAGUAAGCAGCGCGAUGAGUACGGCCUGUCGGCACUGACCGCAUUGGCACAGGUGGCGGCUGCUUCCGGCCUGUCCAACUCGCAGAUCAACGAAACGCUUCUUCACAGUCUCAACCGCAGCAUGUCUUCGAAGGCGUCCUCCGGUGGCAGUGCUGGGACCGGGGGCUCUACUUCCUCGCCCUCGACCAUCACAUCGAACAGUGGAGCGAGCUGUGGAGGAACCGGCAGUGGCGCCGGUCUGCCGCCGAUUCCGAACAUGAAAGAGUUCAUGCAGCAGCUGGAAAAGGGAAAUCUCAGUCUGCUGAUGCAAUCGCAGUACGGGGCCAAUCCUCUGCUGGGAAUGGGUACCGGUCCCGGCGGGGUCGUCGGCGGUGGAACAGGCACACCGCCACCGCCCACGGGCGGAGGAAAGUCCGGCUCCGGCCGCUCGAGCAAAUCACGCUCGAAAGCAAACCAAGCGGCAGCGGCCGCCGCAGCCGCCGUGGCGGCUCAACAGCAACUGCAGCAAGCCCAGCAGGCGCUGCUUCAGCACCAGUCGAUGAUGGACUACGCUGAUUUUACCAGCAAAUUCGAUCAAAGCAAACUUGCCGACCUGAUGAAGUCGCCCGAAUACUCGCAGAUGUUGCUCCAGCAAGCGCAGGCCCUCGGCAGUUUGGGUAGCGAAAUUUCCAUCGUCAAGAAACCGUCCGGCAAGGGUACGGCCGGUGCGAGUGCCUCCAGCGGUGCCAACAACAAUCGUGACUCGGGGCACGGAGCCAUCGGGCAGGGGAACAACUCAACCGGCUCGAGCUACGGCGGACCGCACUCGUCCGCCAUCGGUACACAGUCUUCGUCGAUGGGUUCAAGCGCGAGUUCGAAGAAGGAAUCGGCCCAAGAUUUGAUCACCAAACUGCGUACCGUGUUCUCGACCGAUUCCUACCUACCGCCGGUUCCGACGGCGGCCGACAUCAACCUGCUGGUGGAGCAGUCGCAAAAGUAUCCCGUCAUUCAGCAGAUCCUCAACUCGGGCAAUCUGGACGACAUCCAGGUGCUGCUGAAGGCACAGUCCCUGUCGAACAAUGCGCUCGAUUUUGCCGCGUUUCUCGGUGGUGGCCCCAGCGGAGGCACGAACGGGAGCUCGAUGGCCGGUCACAAUGAUAGCGGAUCCGUCAGCAAGGGCGGCAAGGGAGCCAACAGUGCACUGAAGGAUGAUGCCAACAGCAGCAACAACAACAACAGUAUGGCGGCCGCUGCGGCGGCUGCAGCUGCCAUGAACCCUUAUCUGGGGGUCUCGAAUCUUUCGGCACUGUUCGAACCGAUCCAGCGUAUGGGUGGUUCCCCGAGCGGUGGUGGCAAGGGCAGCAAAGCGGAUAAAGCAUCGAAGGCGGCAGCAGCCGCUGCAGCAGCGGCCGCCGCAGCAGUAAGCAGCGCGUCCAUCACGAAUCCUACCGAUAUGCUGAACAGUUUGUUCACGUCGGCGGUGGGCGGCGGUGGCGCCGGAGGUCCCGGUGCAGCCGACAUGAACGCUCUGCUGUACAGCCAGGCGGCAGCUGCGGCCGCAGCCGCCGGAAAGGGUGCGCCGGAUUUGAAUCUUCUCUUCGGUGGAGGAGCUUCCCUUGGUGGCGGCUCACUCACGUCCAAUUCCGGAUCGUCUGCGUCGCCUGGUGGUCCGGGUAUGAACUCUGGUGCCGGUUCCGGUGGUACCGGAAGUGGUGGGGCCAGUGGAAAGGCGGCCGCUGCCGCUGCAGCUCAGGCCAGUCUCGACUACCUGUCGAUGUUCCCGAACUUCUCGGCCGCGGCAGCCGCGGCCAAGCUGCCCGACAUGUCGUCCCUGUUCAGCCAGGAGAAGUACGAAAUUCCGGACCCCCUGUCGAAGGCGACGCUCGAGGCGAACAACAUGUAUCUGGCCCCGUCGGCCUCACUGCUCAAGCUGCACCAGGAAGCGUUCAACUCGAUGCUGAUGAAACCACCGAAGUCGUCCUCCAGCUCGACGUCGUCGUCCGGGAAAAUCGAAACGCCGCCACCGAGCUCCUCGAUCAUCCCCUCGCCCGGGUCCCGCUCGACGCCCACCAAGUCGGCCAAUCGCGAAAGCCCUUCCCUUGGUUCGGCAGGCGGCGGCGGCGGAAACUCCAAGUACAACUUUUCGGCCGUCGAUCUGGCCGUCUCGAGCGUGGUGCCACUGGCCGCCAGCUCCCCGCUCGGUGGUGCAGGCAGUGGCGCGGCGGAUCUGUCGCGGAAAGCACCCCAAACGCCACCCGUCGACAUGUCGCGCUCGUCACCGGCCAUCCCCGCCACAGCCACCUCGCCCGGGGCCGGUUCGUCGUCCUCGUCGUCAGGCAUUUUGCCGCCGUACAAGAAGCGCAUGGAGUUUGCAUCGAUCGCCGACCUGGUGGCCGCUCCACCGUCGAAGAUACCGAAGAUGUCGACGGAAAAUCUUGACCCCUGAAGUG